AUGAGCCUCCAAGGGCCUGAGUUGAAGAAACUUGGCAAACCAAAGCGACCGAUCUCACAGAUGGCCUAUUAUUUCCAGGACAGGAUGCUAGAGUGGGACCACUCGGGCACAGUGACGAAAUAUGUGCAGCAGUGUGGGGACCACUGGAAGUCUUUGUCCGAAGCCGAGAAAAUGCAUUACAAGAAGCGGGCGGAGGCGGAUAGAGGGCGCUACGACACGGCGAUGCACGCAUGGGAGGCGAGGAUGCUUGCGGACGGCCGCCCCGAGCUGCUGCGCACGCGCACGCUCGCAGACGAGAGACGGCGGGAGAAGCAGGAAGUGAAGGAGAGGGAGGGCAGCGACUGACGGGGGUGAGCGGGAACCGAGACAACAGCAGAGAUUGUCACAUGAGAGAGAGGAAUUGGAUCGAUUGGAGACAGAAGAGAUCAGUAGAGAAAAUCGAAUUGGAUAGGCUCUCCUUGACUUCCUUGGUUUUCCAGGGAUUGUGGGAAGUCGAGAUUGAAUCGAUUCAGCAAUUCAGUUCAGGGACGUCCUGAGUCGUGACCUCUUUGGUCUUGCAAGCAGAGUAGAGAUGUGCAAUCUUUUUUGAAGGGGAAGGAAGAUCACAAGAAACAAAAAUGUUUGUAGCAUCAAUGAUAUAAAAAUGGAAUAUCGAUGGCACGUUAACUGCCUUGUGUCGCGUCAAGUCACGUGCGACCUCGACUACACAAUGAACUCGGCCAUGUAGUUAAAAUCUCUGCCACUAGAUGGCAGAGUGGAGUGAUAAUUACCGACUGUAGCUUUAGUAGUGUUCUCGGCUGUCCGCCCGAGCAGGUAACAAGUUGUAAUGUCAUUCCCAGGCUUUAUGAGUUCUUGGUGAUAACGUAGAGAAUAGAUCAGGUGGCACGGUAAUGACCAGUGGAUCUGUGUUGUAGCCGUGAGAUGGGUUUACGGGAAAGUUGCGGGAAAGUUGCAGAUGAGACAGGUUGUUUACUUACUGCACCAUGGCACCUGUUUAAUGUGAUGACAGUGAGUCUUUUGAGCAUUUUAUAUUUGGGUCAAAUUUGUUAGAACUGUUUCUCGAAAGUUUUGUACCUAAAAAUAUUCUUACAAUAUCGUGGUACUCAAAACACCAUGGCAUACCAUAGAACAUGUUGUUAGGCAAAUAAUAAAUAGUUUUUAUGUAGUAGAAUGUACAAGCAGUAAAGCUUGACUUGAACUGUAGGAAACGUAUUACUAUGAGUAGCAUUGAAGUUUUGUAAUAAAAAAACGAGAUAAAAGACUUGA
This is a messenger RNA of Priapulus caudatus, 1266 nucleotides long. RefSeq names its product transcription factor A, mitochondrial-like. The transcript is spliced from 4 exons. Bases 1 to 345 code for a protein of 114 amino acids. NCBI's taxonomy places the organism in Eukaryota, Metazoa, Priapulida, Priapulimorpha, Priapulimorphida, Priapulidae. Gene Ontology annotation, molecular function: transcription cis-regulatory region binding. The record is from RefSeq and is a predicted model, not a curated record.